AUGGGUCCCGAUGCACUGGCGGUGGAAAGUCAUCAACUUGGUGGCACGAUCAAAGAGAUAGCGAUAUUCCUCAAUAACCAACGCCCCGGCACUUUUCGUACCAGGAAACUAAAAGGAGGCUGGGAGGGUUGGCUCCAAGUUGAGCUCGAUUCAGCUCUCGAUACAGCUCUAGGCAUGAACUACAAGGUCUCCAGCGAACAAACCAUAUUCAAUGGCUCGAAUCAAAUGGUGGACAUCGGGGCUGAGCCUCUUGCAGGUCCGGGGGCAACGCUGCCGUGUGCGGGAAUCGAGUUGAAGGUGGAAUCGGCUUACCAGACGGGAUCCCAACGGACGCUGCCACGACGGCUGCAGGCUGACAUUGAGAUGUGCAUCAAGGGGCCCUAG
Cladophialophora bantiana CBS 173.52 is the source of this 384-nucleotide messenger RNA. RefSeq lists its product as uncharacterized. The record is from RefSeq and is a predicted model, not a curated record. The coding region runs from base 1 to 384 and encodes 127 amino acids. Lineage: Eukaryota; Fungi; Ascomycota; Eurotiomycetes; Chaetothyriales; Herpotrichiellaceae. The transcript has a single exon.